CCCGCCCCUUUUCCUGCCGCGGGUCUGGAGUCUGGUUUGUGAGGUGACGCUGGCACUCGAGGGCCUGAGAAACUGGGUGGUGGACUCCCGCCGUGUCUCAGCACCACGGAGGUGCAAGGUGUGGCCGAGGGCGCGGGGCCGGCUGCCGCCUGCGGUGCGCUCCGCCCCGGGGCCCUGACUCCAGCCCACGGCCAGGCAAGCGCCUCGCGCCUCACCUUCCUGGUGAUGCGUCCCGGCGGCAGGCAGGAGGAAGCUGCGGCCGGGGGCGUCCUGCGGCGGGCUCCUGCCCUGGCGGGCGGUGGCGGGGCGGGCCAGCCUGUUCCUUGUGAAGUGGUGGGGGAUGGAGAGGAGGACGCGGGGGAGGACGAGGCCGACCUGCUGGACACUUCGGACCCUCCGGCGGGAGGCGAGAGCGCGGCUAGCGUGGAGGACCUGGAGGACGAAGAGACCCACUCGGGGGGCGAGGGCGGCAGCAGGGGGGCCCAGAGGCGGGCGAGCGGCGGGGGCAGCCAGUGCAAGACCUGCACUUACGAGGGCUGCAGCGAAACCACGAGCCAGGUGGCCAAGCAACGCAAGCCGUGGAUGUGCAAGAAACACCGCAACAAGAUGUACAAGGAUAAGUACAAAAAGAAGAAAAGUGACCAGGCCCUGAAUUGCGGUGGAGCCGCCCCGGCUGGCAGUGCGGGGAACGUCAAACUGGAGGAAACUACAGAUAGCAUUCUCUCAAUUGUUAAACAAAGAACAGGAGCUUUGGGGGAUCGUCCUGCAAGACCUACACUUUUAGAGCAAGUGUUAAAUCAAAAAAGACUGUCAUUAUUAAGAAGCCCAGAAGUGGUGCAGUUUUUACAGAAACAACAACAGCUAUUAAAUCAGCAAGUUUUGGAGCAAAGACAGCAGCAGUUUUCAGGACCAUCAGUGUGAGGGAAUUUAUUAAGAAACUCUACAUGUUUUUUUAGCUUAUUGUAGUAGACAAAAAUAUUUUUAUACUAAGAUAGGUAGAGUAAGAUAAGCCAGUAGAACAUAAGCAGUUAUUUUCCUGUAAAUAUAUGUGUGCAUUUUGGGGAUAAAUAGAGAUUGCACUUUAUGUAACUAAUCCUUUCAGAUCAUCAUAAGUUUAAAGAAAUUAGCUUAUCUUUUUAAAGUAACAUUUAAUUAUAAUGUGUUUUUAAUAAAAUGUUCUUCUGUCAUUGUUACUGAAGAUUCUGAAGCAGUUAGUUUCUGUGAAAAUUAUGAAAUUACUUUACAUUAAUCUUGGGUCUAACUCAGUGGUUCUCAUCCAAGGAGCAGUUGGAAAUGUGGCAUGUUUCACAGUGAUUGUGAAACUUGCUGGCUUUUAGUGAAUGAAUCAGGAAUGCUACAUGUUCUGCAGUAUUUGGAAUGGCCCCAAACAACUAAGAAUUUCUUAUUCACAAUGCUAGUCAUAUUCCUCUUAAGAAACACUGAUAGCUACCCGUGAUGAAAAAAUGUGUUAGGAGACUUUUUGCAAUUAAGACGAGCUGUCAAAGAGGUAAGUAUACUUUAUAUCUCUAGGGAAAGUUAAAUUGUAAAUAUCUGUGAAAUUAGAGUAUGUGUCUGUUUUUAGGAAUGUGCUAGUGAAAUCUGACGAGGAUUAAUAGUACACUGGAAUGAAUGCACCUCCACAAGUUUGCUUCUCUUCUUCAUGUUGUUAGUGUUGAUCUUUUUUAAAGAGACACUGUGUGUGUUGACUUUGUGAACAGUAUAGAUGUAAGUUCAUCCCACCAGUGCCAGGACAAAUUAUUUUUUUAAUACUCAUGUAUUUUUUAGUAACAGAUCCUGAAAAAAAGAGUAACAUUCCAGCAUUUUGUCAAUGUUUUUAAAAAUUGAGCUAUACUUAAGACUGUGUUAUUCCUAAAUAAUCUUCGAAGAAUGAUGCUAAUAUACAUAGUUACUUUUUUCUUAUAUUUUUUUUCCCUAGGAAAACUUUUAAAAGGCAAACCUAUCAAUAAGAGUAACAAAUUACAGUAUGUCCAGUGUUAGAACAAUAAAUGUAGGUGUCUCAAGUUUAACUGCAAAACUGUGUCAGUUUCUUGGUUUUUAAACUCUGAAAUAUAUAAUUUAAACUGAGUCAUAGCUGUACUAGACACUUAAGGAGAGAAAGAAUGUUUUUGUUCAUUUUUAUAUUCUUUAGACUUGCAUAUCUGUGCAAAAACACUUUUACCAAAAUUAUUCAUUAAAGUUCACUUGUUGACCUUUGA
Pipistrellus kuhlii (Kuhl's pipistrelle) is the source of this 2216-nucleotide messenger RNA. RefSeq names its product regulatory factor X associated protein (gene RFXAP). The record is from RefSeq and is a predicted model, not a curated record. Gene Ontology annotation, biological process: regulation of transcription by RNA polymerase II. Gene Ontology annotation, cellular component: nucleus. The transcript is spliced from 3 exons. Lineage: Eukaryota; Metazoa; Chordata; Mammalia; Chiroptera; Vespertilionidae. Bases 226 to 921 code for a protein of 231 amino acids.